ACCACAGUGGUCGCAUAUAUGCCUACCUCUUGACUGCCCCCAGUCGACGGUCGCUCUUGUACUGCACCCUCUACCAUGUCUGACGUCUUUAGCGACUAUACUCAGAAAUGUUCCUACUGCCUCAAGAAAGUCGGUAAGGCCAAUCUCAAGUCGUGCAGUCGCUGCCGGUUUGUUAAGUACUGCUCGCGUCAAUGCCAAAAAAGCGCCUGGCCCACACACAAGGCAGCCUGUUCGACUGGCGAGUCCCUUAAGCACAAGCUCGACCAGCCAGGCAACAGAGAGAGCAAGAAGCUUAACGACGACUUCACGAAGUGGCUUAAUUACUACCGCAACCUGAUUUGUACGGUCGCCAAGUCUGCAUUCAAUCUGGCGAACAGCCCGCCAAACAAACUCGCUACACAUUGCAUGUAUCUGGUCGUUGAGCGACAACCCGACGCGGGAGCUAUUCCAUUUUAUUUCAGGAUGGUCAGCGGUCAGAUCAUAUCUCGCCAGGAGAUGGUUGAUACUUUCAAUACGAUGGACUUGACAGAGGAACAGGUUGAUUCUGGGCACGCGACAAUCGCGGCGAUCACACAGUGCACAUUGUCAUCCAGUUCGAGGACAUGCUCCGCUUCCUCUGGUUUUCCCUCGGGGACCUCACUCGCUAUCAGCGCAUCGAUUCGGCCAAAGCGAAUGGGCUAGCGAGCGAGUGGACGAAUGUCUUGGUCGGUGCGGUCGACAAUGGUUGGGCGGGUCCCGACCGGGACGACUAGUCGUCCUACUGUUGCUCAUAUUCGAA
This is a messenger RNA of Fomitopsis serialis, 778 nucleotides long. RefSeq lists its product as uncharacterized. Bases 76 to 681 code for a protein of 201 amino acids. The transcript is spliced from 4 exons. Lineage: Eukaryota; Fungi; Basidiomycota; Agaricomycetes; Polyporales; Fomitopsidaceae. The record is from RefSeq and is a predicted model, not a curated record.